This is a messenger RNA of Scleropages formosus (Asian bonytongue), 3658 nucleotides long. It is a transcript of the gene cyth3a, whose product is annotated as cytohesin 3a. Gene Ontology annotation, molecular function: guanyl-nucleotide exchange factor activity. The coding region runs from base 653 to 1837 and encodes 394 amino acids. Lineage: Eukaryota; Metazoa; Chordata; Actinopteri; Osteoglossiformes; Osteoglossidae. The record is from RefSeq and is a predicted model, not a curated record. The transcript has 13 exons. Gene Ontology annotation, biological process: regulation of ARF protein signal transduction.
CUCAAAACGGCCAUUCGUGUCGUUUUACUACAAAACAACGGGUGCUCACUCAGUACACACUGAUUCCGCACCUUGUUUUCCCACCACCUCAGCCUCAGGAGCAACCCGGCAACAGAGCACCUCCGCUCUCGGCAGAACCGACUCCAGGUUCUGUGCGACUGGGUGCCGCGGGGAACUCACGCGCUGCGCGUUCCGCGCACUAUACAAUCGCGCGGUGCGCGCUGGUUGCCGUGCGUGUGGGGCGCGCGGUGCGGGUGUGGGGCUCGCGCGCUGAAGGCGGAGCGCCGCGCGAUGACGCCGUAUGAAAGGGGCUCAUACAAUGACACGGCGCAGACGGGCACUUCCUUUGGAGAGCGCGCUCAGCCACCUACUCUGAAACACAGCAGCCUCCUCCUCCUCCUCCUUCUCAUCAUCAUCAUCAACACCAUCACCAACACCAUCCUUCCGCACCGAGAAUGGACGUGUAGCGCGGCGCUGCCUUUUAUUCGCCUACUGACCUAUGCGGGUGGAGAGCGCCGUAUGGGAGAAGCAGAAGGCGUCUGAGAGCAGUCGGCGCAGGCAGAAUUAGACCGUCUAUUAACACACAAUACUCUGCAUAUCAUCAGGGGUUAACCGUUAUCCACUGUGGACUGUUCUGUUUUUUACAGAGGUUAUGGACGAAGACAAUCAAGUGCCCGAAGAUCUCUCAGUUGGAGAAAGAGACGAGUUGUCAAACAUACGACGCAGGAAAAAAGAAUUGCUGGAUGAUAUCGAGCGUCUGAAGUUUGAGAUUGCAGAAGUCAUGACUGAAAUCGAGCAGCUAACUUGCGUGGGGGAGAGCAAAACAUCACAGAGAAAUAAACAGAUUGCAAUGGGAAGAAAAAAAUUCAACAUGGAUCCUAAAAAGGGCAUUCAGUUUCUCCUGGAAAACGACCUCCUACAGAACACUCCUGAAGAUAUUGCACAGUUCCUUUACAAAGGAGAGGGCUUGAACAAAACUGUCAUUGGGGAUUACUUAGGGGAGCGGGAUGAUUUCAACAUUAAGGUGCUCCAAGCCUUUGUUGAGCUUCAUGAGUUUGCAGACCUCAACCUUGUGCAGGCUUUAAGGCAAUUUCUGUGGAGCUUCAGGCUCCCGGGCGAAGCCCAGAAAAUAGAUCGGAUGAUGGAAGCCUUCGCAUCUCGAUACUGCCAGUGCAACCCAGGGGUCUUCCAGUCCACAGACACAUGCUACGUGUUGUCCUUCGCCAUCAUCAUGCUGAACACGAGCCUACACAAUCCCAAUGUGAGGGACAAGCCUCCAGUGGAGCGCUUUAUCUCCAUGAACCGUGGAAUCAACAAUGGGGGAGACCUUCCCGAGGAGCUGCUCAGGAAUUUAUACGAGAGUAUUAAAAAUGAACCCUUCAAAAUUCCGGAAGAUGACGGCAAUGACCUGACACACACAUUCUUCAAUCCAGACCGAGAAGGAUGGUUGCUAAAGCUUGGAGGAAGAGUGAAAACCUGGAAACGACGGUGGUUUAUAUUAACUGACAACUGCCUGUAUUACUUUGAGUACACAACAGACAAGGAACCUCGUGGGAUUAUUCCCUUGGAGAACCUCAGCAUUAGAGAGGUUGAGGAGCCCAGGAAGCCGAACUGUUUUGAGCUGUUCAACCCCAACCACAAGGGCCAGGUUAUCAAAGCUUGCAAGACGGAGGCUGAUGGCAGGGUCGUGGAAGGGAACCAUGUGGUCUACAGGAUAUCGGCUCCUACACCGGAGGAGAAGGAAGAGUGGAUCAAGUCAAUCAAGGCCAGCAUCAGCAGGGAUCCCUUCUAUGAUAUGCUGGCAACAAGGAAACGAAGGAUUGCCAAUAAAAAGUGAGAGCUGUCCAUCUAGAGUCACCCAAAAACAAGGACCUCCUCUGUCCUCAAGUGGACAUUGUGAAAGAGCAGUAGCGUGACAUUGGGAGCACGGGUGGCGUGAGGGGAGGCAACGGAGCUACUGUGUCACCGGGCCGAGCAGAACAGGGGCCCGCAUUGCUGGCUAAACCAGAGAACGUGACUGCAGCCUGGCUGCCAUGCUGUUUCUUUCCCCUCUUGGUUUUCUCUUACCUUCUGAGUUCUCACCCCAAUGUGUUUUUCCCUCUUUUUGUGUCUUCAUCUGGUGACAAACGUGCCCCCAAAUGUAGAAUCUGAAGGAAAGACAUUGCUGGGCAGAAGGAAACAUGACCAGUAGCUCGCCUUUCGGUUCUGCCGCCCAGCGCAGUGAAUGCUUUGCCUUCCUCACGGUGCUCAAUCGAGAUUUUUCUCACUACACUUUUUUAUGCUCUCACACAACUCUCUAGAUGUUUACAAGGUCCUUGGAGGUAAUAAAAACAUUUUAAACAGAGUGACUUAAACCAGUGGUUUCCAGAUUUCUUCUUGAGGUCCCCAUUCAUUCAGUUCCACCAUAGGGGGGUGACGUGUUCAACGUUCACGCCACUCUAAUAUUAUUGGGGAAUAACUCCACUGAAUACUGCUGCAUGUACAGUAUGUUUUGGUCCCCCGGCACCUGACAAGGGGUUACACCCCCAGGUUCACCUGUCAUAUUCAUUGAAAAAAACACCUGAUUCGGUUCGUCAGAGGCUUGGUGCCGAGUCGCUUCGCCGGAUCAGGUGCGCUCUGCGAUUGAAAUAGAGCGAAUACGCGGAACAGCUGGGCCUCCCUCAUCGGAGAGGUUUGGCAGCCACUGAUUUAAACAGUUUAGAGGAAGCAGAACGAAAGUGGAAACAGCUCUUAAAGACGAUUUCUCAGCUCUUGGGGGUGCCAUGAUAUACCUUUAAAAUUUAACAGCUGAAACCUUUCACGUCAGUCAGAAUGCAGCCUGAUUUUCUUUAAAAAAAAUUAGUUAAAAUGUUAGAAAAAUGUCAAAGCCUUAUGUUUUGUGUAAACAAAGUGGUAGCAGAGCAUUGACUGAGCUUUUGGGGGCUGACAGAAGAAUCUGUGGAUUAAGCUAAUAUUGUGAUGGAUUCUAAAUGACUUCUUUUUUUUUUCUGGUAAAUGUUAUAUUGUAAUGUGAUAGGAAAAUUGUGGCCAGUUUGUGAUUGAAGAUCCAUUACAAUAACUUUUUCUUUUUUGUAUUUAUUUUCUUUACAUAAUUGCAACAUUUCUAUUUGUAACUGUCGAAGAGAGUAGACUUCUUAAGUUAUGUGUAAAUAAUGUAUAUACUAUGUUUUACUAAUUUUUGGUGUGAGGUUUAUUGCAUGUAAAACCUAAUGGCUGUAGCUUGCAUCAACUUAAAUGUAAAUUUCUAUAGUAGCAAUUUUACCAAAAAGAGAAGUAACAGAAAUAUUUUUGAGCAGAUAUUUUGUGGGGUAAGAAAGGGAUCUGAAGAUGAUGGCAAUUGAUGAGGCUGAAGCCUGCAGUGUUUUACAUGGGAUUGAAAAUAAAAACCCUUGUCAAGGGCAGAAUCUUCUCUAGAGACGUUGCUUUGUGGCACAGUAGACUUUCGGGAACAUUAGGACUACGGGCAGUGUCCAAUAACACACGUAACUGUUGUAUCACUGACAUCAUAACUGGGUGAAUGCAAAAAACUUCCUAUAUGACAGAACAAAAUUACAAGAAGGUAUUUCAAACCAAGUCACUUACUGAGUACCGUGGGGCUGCAUCCUAAGCAUCUUUCAGUUACAGUCUGAACUUAAUGCAGCUCACCCCCAGUUUUUCA